CACGGAUGUAGUUCGUGCUACGAUGGUGAUAUCAUACAUCCACUAAAAGGGGUUUCCAUGGCAACGUUAAGAGAAAAGACAGAAGAGACGACAAGAAAGCUUCGCACCCAGGGUUUCCACGUCAUCGAAAUGUGGGAGCAUGAAUUUCAAAGAGAGAAGGAGGAAAAUCCAGAUCUCCAAGCUUUCCUGGAUCAACACCAUCUGAGGGAUCGACUCAAUCCUCGCGAGUCGUUUUUUGGAGGAAGGACCAAUGCCCUCAAAUUGUUCCACGAGGGAGACGCAAAAUAUGUGGAUUUUACCUCACUCUAUCCAUGGGUGAACAAAUAUUGCGUCUACCCUGUAGGACAUCCAACAAUCAUCACGGAAAGCUUUGGAGAUGUGGAAGAUUAUUUUGGAAUUAUCCAAUGCCGAGUGAUUCCUCCACGGAAUCUGUAUCUUCCGGUACUGCCCUAUCGGUGCCGGAAGAAGCUGAUGUUCCCCCUGUGUCGGACUUGCGCCCUUCUUCAACUGCAGACUCCGUGUACCCACACAGACGACGAGCGAGCUCUUGUCGGAACGUGGGUAACGGAGGAAGUCAAACUGGCGAAAAGAAAGGCUACCGCAUCACACAUAUUUACGAAGUGUACCAUUUCCAGGCAUCGUCUACUUCUCUGUUUCGUUCCUACAUUGAUCUGUUUCUGAAGAUCAAGCAGGAAAGUAGCGGAUGGCCUUCGGAGUGUGUGACGGAAGAAGCCAGACUGAAGUACAUUCGCCAGUAUGAAGAAAGAGAGGGCGUCAAGUUGGAGGCCAAAAAAUAUCGAAAAACCCUGGGCGUCGACAAGUUCGCCAAGUUGGCCCUGAACAGUUUCUGGGGCAGAUGGGGUAUGAACGUGAACAAAGCCCAACUGACCUAUGUCCACACGGUGCCAGACUUCAAUAAGAUGUUGGCGGAUUCUACUAAAAAAAUCAAAGAUGUCUUUCUUCCCACGCCUGAGGUGGCUGCCAUUUCCUGGGAAUCUGCGAAGGAGUUUGUGCCGCAGGAUGCCUCGACCAACAUUUUCCUAGCGACCUUCACAACAGCUUGGGCUCGUCUCAAGCUGUAUAGUGAAAUGGAGAAGUUGGGUAGAGAUGUCCUGUAUCACGACACAGACUCCAUCAUCUAUGCCUCGAAUGGCCGCAAUGAUCCCCCCUUGGGCAACUUCCUUGGGUGA
Messenger RNA from Stegodyphus dumicola, 1190 nucleotides. RefSeq lists its product as uncharacterized. The record is from RefSeq and is a predicted model, not a curated record. Gene Ontology annotation, molecular function: nucleotide binding; DNA binding; DNA-directed DNA polymerase activity. Gene Ontology annotation, biological process: DNA replication. NCBI's taxonomy places the organism in Eukaryota, Metazoa, Arthropoda, Arachnida, Araneae, Eresidae.